This is a messenger RNA of Haliotis rufescens (red abalone), 11034 nucleotides long. Its product is annotated as rho GTPase-activating protein 44-like. Gene Ontology annotation, cellular component: cytoplasm; intracellular anatomical structure. The record is from RefSeq and is a predicted model, not a curated record. Lineage: Eukaryota; Metazoa; Mollusca; Gastropoda; Lepetellida; Haliotidae. Gene Ontology annotation, biological process: positive regulation of GTPase activity; signal transduction; regulation of Rac protein signal transduction. The transcript has 19 exons. Gene Ontology annotation, molecular function: protein binding; GTPase activator activity. The coding region runs from base 157 to 3042 and encodes 961 amino acids.
CCACGUCUGUCUGUUAGUCACUUCCUGGUGGCUGAUAGCGGACUUGUGAACUGGCCUGGUGUAGCUUUAUUUCCUACUUGAAAACAUGGAGUUUAUUUGGAAUUUGACAUAGCCAGAUCGGAUGCUCUAUGUAUCUUUUAAUUCGUUUGGAUCAUAAUGUGGAAGAAGGAAAACCUGCGGAAAAAUUUUCUGCGUGUAAAGCAGAUAGCGGAUCAGAAUUUAGGAAGGGUUACUUUUCGAGGAGUCAGCCUUGGCAACAAAGUUGAGAAGUCAGAGGUUUUAUCCGAGGAAUUCCAGAGUGUCGAGAAGAGAGUUGAAAAUGUCAAGACUGUCUCGUCCACCAUCGGCAAGAAGCUGUCUUCCACCCUCAAGGCUCAACAAGGAGAUGUGGAGAAGAGACUGAAAAAGUUGCCAGAAACAUCCCUGGGGUACAGUUUGAUAGAGGCAGCUGGUAUUCUGGGUACAGAGACACUUCUGGGCUUGGUCUGUCAAAUCUGUGGUGAGUGCCAGAGCAAGUUAGCCCGGGAACAACUGCAGUAUGAGAUCAACGUGGAGAGGGAGGUGCUCACACCCCUACUGGGUGUACAGGAGGCGGAUAUCCCUGCCAUUAACAAGGUGCGAAAACAGCUGACCAAGUCGACGCUGGAUAUGGACUCAGCCAAAAACAGGCUGAACGCUGCUGUGCGGCAGUCUCACGUCCCAGGGACAAACAUCUCGUCAGCAGCAGCAAAGGCAGACACGAUAAAGGAUGAGUACGAAGAUGCCAUGAACAAAGUGGAGCAGGUUAAGGAUUGUCUUGCUAUUGAGUUGUCCAACUUUGUUGCCAAGGAAACUGACCACAGUACAAGGCUGCUAGAACUUUUACAAUCACAAGCAGAGUAUCAUAAAAAGGCCCUGGAAUACAUUGAAGAAGUCAUACCCAGAAUGAAAACAUCAAUAGAUAACUACCCCAACAAGCCAGUGUAUGGAACGUCUCUGGUGGAGCACCUGCGUGUGACAGGGAGAGACAUUGCUCUUGUGUUCGAGGCCUGUAUUGUCACGCUUCUGGAGACAGGCAUGGAGGAGGAGGGCUUAUUUAGAAUAGCAGGUGCUGCAAUUAAGCUUAAAAAAUUAAAGGCUGUGUUUGAUGCACAUCUCAUUGACAUGGAGGAGUUUGUUACAGAACCACACGUCAUAGCAGGAGCCUUGAAGCAGUACAUGCGUGAACUUCCAGAACCACUUCUCACCUACUCUCUGUACACAGACUUCAUGCAGGCAGCAACAUUGCCACAUGACCAAAGAUUACAAGCUCUCUGGACUGUGGUGUCGAAAAUGCCAAAGCCGAAUUAUGACAACUUUAGAUAUUUGGUGAAGUUUCUGGCCAAGUUGGCAGAGAAGAGUGAUGUAAACAAGAUGACCCCUAGCAACAUUGCAAUUGUGAUAGGCCCCAACCUCUUGUGGUCAGAGGGGGAGAGUGCCCCCAACAUGCUGACAACCGGGACGCUGAGUUCUAUAAUAGAGGCGUUUGUGAUGCAUGCCGACUACUUCUUCCCUGGAGAUCUUGACUUUCAUUUGACCAGUCGCGGGAGCCAGCCAUCGCAUUUGAAACUGCAAAGUGGAAUUGAUGUAGGUGCUUUCCCUAAACUGAACGUUGUAGCACCAGCGUGUGUUUCUCACAGUGAGGCCAUGACCUCUACCAUUGUGGCCAACCAUUCGGAAUGCAAGACACUUCUCCAGCUGACUGAAACAUGUGGCCAAAUGGCACAGGACAAGUCAGAGAGUGCUCGGCCUAGUGUGGAGGGUGAUGGCGCCAACGUGGCUGCCAGGCUUAGCCAAGGUGACAGGACUCUUGCAUCUAAAGGUCGCAUUAACAGCUCGUCUACACUCACCACUACUAACCCCCUUCUAGGCUCUAACCAGUCUGAUGUACUGUACAACGCACGUUCGAGCUCUGUUCCACCUACGCCUGUGACUAAGAGCUUUCAUUCAGACGUAUACAGCACUGUGUUUGCACUCCAGUCUCUUGGCGACGGAGCAUGGAAUGAUUAUCUUACUAAAGUGCGUGCAAUGUGGGAUGGGCAGUAUACACAGCAUCCAGCAUCCCCUCGACCGACUGACCUUGCAGGAGCCAGCAGUGGGGUCGCAGGAGGUCAACCAAGCCACAGAGGUCAAGAACUAGACUUUACCAAUACGGGAGGUCUUCCUCUACAAGCGACCAGUCCCCAGCAACGAUUUGGCAAUGCAGUAGCUCCCUCUGCUGGUCCUCCCUCCCCAGGUGGUCAAGGGGAGACAAUCCAGCUACUCCCAUCACCUACUACAGCUCCUCAGGGGUCAUCUCUAUUAGGGGGAUCGUCCCCCCAGGGCGGGGGUAAUGGAAGCAACGCGAGCUCUACCAGUAGUCUGACGGCCACCUCUGCCGAGAGCCCGGAACUCGGAUCCAGCCCCAAGGUUCAACGUCGAGUCAGCCGGAAGCCAGCCCCGCCCCCUCCAUACGCCGUGGCAGUGACGGCCACAUACAACAAUCGCAACAGUCAGUCACAGACACAGUCACAAACAUGGCCUAGAAAUGCCCCCUUGGCCUCACCCGAAUCACCUUCAGAGUCAGACAAAGAAGACAAUGAAAGAGUCAGACCCUGUCCCCCAGAGAAACCCCCACCCCCUCAUCAGCUCCACCCCCACCCUGAACGUCCCACAGGACCACCCCCAGACCGGCCAGCAGGACCCCCUCCAGAGAGACCCAAAGCUCCACCUCCAGUUGUCCCCCCUGGCCACCAGAGGUCAGCAUCAACUGGCGCCAUGUUUACAGUAGUUGGUAUGCCAGGAGCAGCCAAUGGACAAGGGACAGGUACAUUGUUUUCAUCUCAGGAAAGCCUAGAGAAGGAUUCAGGGUCGACACUAACUGAGCAGGGCAUCACCCCGCUUCUUUCACCUUCGUCUGAUAAGCAUGCUACUUCCAACAGCCAUAUCAAGUCGGGCUCCUCGCAAAAUAUGAGAGUUACACGCCCCACUCCUCCUCCUCCUCCCCCGCCAAUCAACAAGGCUACUGAGGAAACACAUCUGUGAUUGGCCAGUGACUAACUAUUUGCUAUUUUACCUCUGUUAUUUGCAUGCUAAUUGGGUAAAUGUCUAUCUGCUACGGCGGGCUAUUUGUGAUCAGAACAACUUACACGUCCCUCAUCUCUCUCUCUCUAUCUCUCUAUCUCUCUAUCUCUCUAUCUCUCUUGAGUUCUACUUAACAUUUCAGUGUAUGUGUGAACGAUGUCACAAUGAUCACAAUCACUAGUGCUAGCUAAAACUACGCAAUUUCUUAGUUUCUUGAUGCCCCAAUCCUUUUAUCUCCAUAAUGCAGCUUGGCAGCUUAAUGUCAGUGUAUGGAGAUAAAAUCCAUGUCUGAAAUAUUUAAUGUGACAUCUCUUACACAGACUACUGAAAGGUUUCUAGCAUUGCUUAAGCAGCUUUCCAAAACCAGCAUUUACAGGUAUCAAAUUGUAGUUAACAUACCUCAUGCGGUACAACAGCCAAACAUCACUGUUCCAACUACAUGUAAUAUAUUAUCAACAUCAGUAGAGACCAAGGUAUAAGCUGUGGAUAUGUUCAUUAGUCUUUCUCGUUGCUCAUGACUUAUGAUACUUGAUGUUAUAAUUGUUAUCUCUGUGUUGUAAGUGUAGUUCAUUACUGUACAAUAUGCCUGGGACUUUGCUGUUUAUGGUGUGCAAUUUUAAAAUGAACAAUCUUUUCGUGAUAUUUUUAUAUAUGAUUUGUAUAUUUUUGCGUAAGAUUCGUGUAGUUUGUCAGUAUUACAUUGUGAGAAGUUUCUGUUAUCAAGACACCUUGCUGAGUUGGCAUUGCCACAGAACCUAAACAAGGUUGAAUCCUGAGUUUGGGUUCAGACUUAUUAUUAAGAUCUAUUAUAAGGAUAUCGGUGCUUUAUUAAAGGCUUGGACAGUUCUUGCCUGGUAAUGGGAUGGAAUAACAAACACCUGUAUACAAUGCAUUUCAUGGUGCUAUCAUGCAAGCAAUGGGUAUUCAUAACAUCAACACAAGUUCAGUCUGCACAUAAAUGGUACAUGCGUGUGAUACAUGGAUUUUAUCGAAAGUUUUGUUUUCUUUUGUCCAGAAGAAACUCCCCAGGACUAGUGUUGACUGGUAGGCAUGCAAGGUUGUGUCAGUAUACAGAUAUAUAAUCACAUCUAUGUAUACAUAUGUAUCAUACACUAGCAUUGUAAAUAGCUUGUGUAUACUGCUCCAGCAGAGCUUACUGUAGACUUUAUAGAACUCAUAUUGUAAAUAUUUCCGCACAAACAAUGUACAAACAGCUUUUACCUCGUAGCUUUAUGUUCAACAGCACAACUACAGCUAACUUCACAGUGUAGUGUGAUAUGGACUAUCACCCUGACACUCUGUGUCAGUACCAUAAUCUAAAUCUGACAGUGUGCUGGACAUUAUGUGCACAUGCAAAAAUCACUAUGGUGAUCAGGGCCUUGUUUCACAAACGAUCUUAGCCCUAUGACUCUGAACUCCUAUACUUUAACAUAGACUUUACAAUUUAUAGAGCUGAGAUUGUUACAUGAAACGGCCCAGAUGGCAGGUGCCAUGUUUAGGUUGAGAUAUGGUAAAAAGCUUAUGCACAUCAGUGUUGUCAGUACACUCUGCUGUUAGCCUUGUGAUGAUGAUGAUCAGUAGGAUGAUAGCCAUGAACUAGUACUGAUGUUUUCAGGUUCUGUCAGUGUGAGCUGUGGACUAAAUAUUGAACAUGGUUCAGUCAGACACUGAUACCCCAUCAUCUUAGGUCUCACCAUCCUAAAUAUCAUCAGAAGUAAAGAUGCAAUUAAAGACAGAUUCUAGUAUAUGUCAAACAAUAAAAUUUAGUGCAAUAUUGUGAAGAAUUCAUGCGAUGGAACCCCAAUGGUUCUGGUGGUCUUCGGACCAGUGAAAUAGGGGAGUUUGCAUCAGUGUCACUUUAUUAACAAUGUUACUUAUUAAUAACACAUGAUUUGUGCAGCCGUCCUUCCAGUGAUGCUUCACUUAUUAUAUAGAUGCAAUAUCUAGUCUACGCAUCCUAGCAGCAAAUCACAAGCUCACAUGUUGGCUGAAGUAACAAACACCUUGGAGACAGCAAAAUAUACUUGCAGAUUAUUCAUGGUUGCUGAUCCAACCAUUACACUCUUUGCUUUCAUGGAUGACUUGAAAACCGAAUGAAACCUGUGGAUAACCUGUUACAUAUUGUGUGCUGUGUGGGUCAUGAGUGGAAUUAAAUAUUAGAGUUAGCUUGUGUGGUGAAACUGCAGCCAUGCCACUUCAGUUUGAACAUCUGGAUGUUGAGAUACAUAUUGUAUGGUAUAGCAACAUAGUGGGGUUUGUUUUACCUCAAACAAGUACGUUUAGGAAACAAACAAUGAACAUGAGCAUUGGAUGUACAACUGUUCAGUCUAUGACUGCCAAACUCUUAUUUCUUGUUGUUUUCAUCAUUUUGAUGAUAAUAUAGUUUGGUAUUUUAUAAUGAAUAUUGUCAGUACAAGUUCCAGUUUCAGUGGAAAGAAAAGGAUAAUUAUUUAAUGGUUACUCUUUCCUAAAAUGACAAAUAAUUGUGUACAUGUAUCUAAUAUAAUUACUAAAAUGGUUAAGGUACUUGAGUAAUAAUUUAAUUGCUUUCACUAACUCAAAGUGAGGUUGUCUCUCCCUUGAAAUUACUUGUGCAGUUACUGACAAAGUUUGAUAAAAAGGGGUACAAAUCCCUGUUGUUAGCUUUCUUCAGCAAAGUAUCCCCAAACAGUUAAAUACCCGUUCUGCAAUGUAGCUGGAAAUUAAGAAUAUGGAACUGUUAGAGUAGUUUGGAACAGUGUCUUUCGAUUAUGCUGUUGGGCAAGCGCUAUAGGAGACUUGCAUAAUUUUAUGAACAGAAUCUGUUCCAGACAAGUGUAUGAUUUCUCUUGACAUGGGGAAGAAUCCAUGACAAGAAAAAGUAAGUUCAGGGGAGACAAACUUGUAUCUUACUGCCUCAAAGUUACAUUUGUACGAGAACAUUUUGUGACUGAGAACAUUCUGUUUUAGAUUUGCAUUUGACAAACUCUUUCCACAAAAUGUGAAAGCCUUGAUUCCAAAUACAGAGCACAUUGACUUGUUAUUAUCAGUUGUUUACUAAAUCUCCUUGAGCUGUUUGAUGAGCUGCUGUUGACCAGCUCCUCCUUGUUUUAGUUGCUAAUCUGUAUGUGUUUAUUCAGGGGUAGAUGAGUGAGUGAGUUACUGUCACACAAUGUUCUCAUAAAGUUAAUAUAUGCAUGGCAGCAUGAGACUUUGUCAGAUAUCUAUUUCAUAAUUUAAUUUAUCUCACUAAACUUGGACUCGCUUGUCCUAUUCUGUGUUACUUGUGUUUCUGAGAGCGAUGUUGUGUGAGGCCUUUGUGUUACAUAUGCUUCUCUCACUGUGUGAUACGUACCAUGUGAUAAUGUGUUUUAUAUCUGCUUGUACAUUUUGUCUGUUGUGGUCUGUCUGGUUGUGACUUGCCUACUGAAUCUAUUUUGGUACUAACGAAAAAGAUUGUUCAUUGAUAUUGACAUGGAAGAACAUUGCAAUGUCAUAUAUUCGGAUCCAAGAGUCCGUUCAUGUAUUUUCAAAACUUGAAGUAUUUUCUAAGGAAAUAAUCGUAUACUUAUUCAAAAUAGCAACUACAUAUCAAUAAUAAAAUUUUACACCAGUUAUUUAUGUUGCAUAUGUAGGAUCCGCUGCAUGUGUACUUGUUGUAGUAGACUUGUGCAUGCCAACAGCUAGUGCAAGGUAUAGGCAGCCCAUCAAGGUAUACAGCAGGGCUAUGUCAUGUCAAUGCAUGUCAUCUCAUGCCAUCUAGUCAUGACAAUAGACAGAGCAAACAUGCUGCACAAUGAUCAACAGGCUUUUUGAGAUAAUGUGGUACACAAAAUAAAUGGAAAUUUAAAGUUUCGACUUUUGAAAAUGUUUGCUCUUCUGUUAAGUAGUUCAUCACAGACAUUAGAUUUUGCCUGAUGUGAAUCAAUUUUUAGAAAGUGAGAUUUUAUUUCAUUUCACAAAAAAAGUACUGCAAAGACUUAUUUUAAAACAACAAAAUGCUUAAUUUUGGUGAAGGUUAUUGGUUACUGGAUGUUUUUAAAGCAAAUUCCUCAUGGAAUAGCUGCAAUUUUGCCUUUUGUACUUUCAUCCCUGGGUAAGGCUUACAAUGCAAUACCUUGAUAAAGCACUUAGUAUCAAAGGGGUGGUGGGGUAGCCUAGUGGUUUAAGCAUUCGCUCACCACGCUGUUCGAUUCCAAUUUCUGGUGUCCCCCGUCAUGAUAUUGCUGGAAUAUUGCUAAAAGUGGCGUAAAACCAUACUCAGUCAAUCCAUUGGGGUCAAUCAAUCCCUUGGGGCCAAGCAAUCCCUUGGGGUCUAUCAAUCACUUGGGGUCAAUCAAUCCCUUGGGGUCAAUCAAUCACUUGGGCUUUCUCACUUUUUAUAACCUUGGUUGUGAGCCUUUUUGCCCAGGAGAUAAAUUUGAAGCCAAAUAUGCUCAUUUUGACUAAGAAAAAAAGGAAGCUGUUUUAAUUAACAGAUAAUCAAUUUAUUGGUUGUUUAUUGAUGUUCCCUAGCAUUGCAUAAAGUAGCUACUUUGGACUCUUCUUUUUAAAGAAAUUAAUAUUUGUACAAAGCUAGUGUCUGUGAUGAUAUAAUCACUCACAUACUCAUGUUCUUAUCAUUCCAUCAAGAGCAUCUCAAGUCAACAUGUUGACCAGUGCAUAUUUUAUCAUUAUUUUUAAACAUAUUCAAAUCAUUUAGAUGGAUGGGGGUUCUCCGUUUAGUACUUCUGUCAUUUUAUUACGCAAGGAUUUGAUUUUAUGAUAAUAAGUCGGCACUCAUCAGUAUGACUUGAGAGACUCCAGUGGUUUAGUACUGUCCCCCAUAACCGAUGGUAAUCCUGCUCGUUGUAUUGUCAUUUCAGGCAAGAGAAAUCAUGACCGCGGCACUUUAGUCUAACAGUCCCUAGGGUUUGUAUCUCAGCUGCUGGGGGAAACAAGGGGCAUGGGACAUUGUGCUCUUUGUUUACCUCUUGAAACAGAAAGAAUUAAAUCUUGCGUCUUUUCUUAACACUAUGCCAUGUUUUAACUAUGUCUGUGACUGUAGUUUGUGAAUUUUGAAAGAAGUGAUGAACCACCUGUUGGGAGGACAUCCAAUGAAAGAUUGUUCUCAGUGCUACGUAACAUAUUUGAUGAGGAUGUGUGCCAAAAUAUCUCUUCGUAUACACUUUUUGCUGAAUUUUGUCGUCACACAAUUGAUUUUAACUAUAAAAAGUUCACAUGCCAGUAGAUUCAUAACAUUUUUUAUGUUCUAUUUUCCUGUGUUUUUAUUGUAUCAGCAUUCAUCACAUCACUCUCUUAUUUUACCACCAUUCAUCACCAUUUCUGUCAUAAUGUUAGUCCAAAGAAAACUAAGCGAAAUACAAGGUGUGAUAACGACUCUUUUUAGGCCACAAGAAUGGCUAAAAAAAAUUGUCAGAAAAGAAAUUGUAAGUGUUCCAAAAAUGUCAAAUUAGUUACAUAUUUCAUGCUGAACUUUUUAAUUUAAGACAAAGUAUCAUUUCUGUAGCAAGCUUUAUCAAAGAACAAACUAUGAAGUCAACUAAGUCUUGUUCUUUGUUUAGAAUACUUCAUCUUCGUUGCAUCAAUGGUGAGGUUAAUGUUAACAUCAUUAUCAUCUUUAUUUACAAGUUCCUGGACUCACAAAAUAUGAAAUAUUGUAAUUGUAAUCAUUUGUUCAGAAUAAAAGAUUCAAGAUACAUGAGGUCCACAGACUAACCAUGUGACACUUUCUAAGAUUCUCCCAACUUUGUACAAACUAGUCAAUCUGCCGCAUAUGAAUAGCCAUGUAUAUUUCCCAUACCACAUUGUGUAAUUGUAUUAUUAGUUAUUGGCUCAACUUGUUGACGACAGCUGGGUUAUUGUUAGUGGCCUGGCGUCAGUCCUUCCCUCCAUCAACAGUUAUGUACUUCACAUCUCCCAACUAAAACCACUGAACCAAUGAAACUGAACCUUGCAUGGACGUUCUUACUAAUUGUGUCAAAGGAUUGCUCAAUUGUUCUGUAUUUCGUUAUUGGUUUACACUAGGCAUAUUAAAGCUGCAUUUUGGACCAUUACUUUGCAAUCAUUGCAUGGAUUAUCCUGCCAAUAAUCUCACUAAGAAUUUUUUAGCUAUCUUUGUAAAAUAUGUAAUCUGUCGGAAUAUUAUGCUUUAAUUCUUAUUCAACAUUUGCACAAUGAUAUUUCAUAGGUGAUUAUUUUAUUUAAACUUUAACAUGCAUCAUUUUUCUCAGAUCUUGUAACCCAAUUUGGCUUCUGUGAAAGGCCAUGCAACUCUGUUUAGCUUUGACUACCAUUUCCAUGUGCAGUGUAGUAAACCUCAUUCUGGAUUCAGUAACUUGGGUUACUAUAAGUUUGUAAGUUAUGUGGAGGGCAGCUUCUGAAAACUUAAUAGCCGAAUUAUUGUUGAUGAGUUUAAAAAAUGUUAAACAAAAUCCUUAAAGAACAUUUGGGAAGAAAUAUAUGUUUGAAUGUGAGAACAGUCUUUAACUUUGCGAGUGGUCAAGAACCCCAGUUGAGUACAUUACCAACAGAAGUCUGCCACACAGCCAUCAUGUUGUACACUUUGAUAGCUUUUGAAGAUUUUCCAGAUGUAAAUGAUUCGUGACUAAACAAUAGUUCUCAGUGUGUGUGAAGAUAUAUUUGACAGAAGAUGGAGGGGGUGUGAAACAUAUCACCUUGUCUCAGUCCAGUCCUUAUGAUCCUGUUGUUGCAAAUUUAUGUGAUCCAUGAAACUGUGUAUAAAAUCAUAACCAAUUUUCGCUAAUUUUAUUCAACACAAACUUCACCUUCUUGUCACAUGAGGUUGUCCAUUUUGAUAGAUGUGUUGAGGUGUUGCUGUAGAGAUCUCAGAGUACUGCAAGCGGGUGUUGUCGAUGUCCUUGCUGCGAGACUGAGAGCUGUUGCUGUUGCUUGUACACGUUUUGUUUGUAUAUAUGACUGUAUGUGUUGAGUCUGGUCACUUUCAUCUGGGCCUUUAGAUUAUACCCAGGUUCAUGCUGGACAAGGGAAUUCCAGCUGUACAGGUUACUCCACAUUAGCCAUGCUGUCUUGACGAUACAUUCAGAGGAUCAUAAUGAGGCAUCUCCAUUGUGUGCACAGUGUCACUGAUUGCAUAACAACUCUUACAUUUGUGAGGUGGUCACCCAAGGUCCAGAUGAAAUGUCCACUGUUGGUCCAUGACGGACCUGUUACCUAGCCUAAGCUGGCAUCUCAACACUGAACUGAUUGGACAAAAAUCUUCACAAUAUCUGUAAUAGAUGCAAUGAACAAAUGACAUCUACUAGGGCUGGGACGGGUAACUCGGGUACCCACAGGACUACCCGGACCUGUGGUUAGUCAUGUGAUAUAUUGUUUAAUGACAAAACUUAUGCACCCAUUCCUUCUGACUUUUAAUAUGGUUGAAUAAAGAUAUAACUUAAGUCAAGUUCAGUGUUUGCAUGACCAGAUUGUUUAAUACAUGUGUCUAAAUACGUUUUGCCAGGGGUAUGAUUAAAAAAAUCCCAAUCGGACAUUUUGUACCUAUCUCUUGAGGUUGACAGUGGGUACCCGGGUAGGGUCGGGUAAUAGGGGGGUGGGUUCCCGUGAAGUAUAUUUGGACUCGUCCCAGCCCUACUCUCUACAAUAAUGUCUUGUCAGAAAUGUAUCCCAACUGAAUGACAGUGUGGCCAUGUGGAGUGAUUCAGAUCAGGAUAUGGACCAGUUAUUGAAGCUGUAGGAAUGCUGCCUGUAGACAGUGUUGAGAUGCCAGAAAGAGCUCCUCUGUGUAAUAGCCCCUGCAUAUUAUCAGUGAUCAUAAUGUGUGAUGUGUACGGAUGUACCAUGUAGUACCUCCCCUCCAGCUGAGACCAGCUUGUGUACUUAUUAUAUGUGACACAGUGUCUGAUGUAUAAUUCAUUCAUCAUAGGACAGCUUGUACAGAUCUUUGCUUAAUAUAAAAAAUACAUUUAUUAAAAUCAUCAUGCUCUCGUAAAA